Messenger RNA from Musa acuminata AAA Group (dessert banana), 4438 nucleotides. RefSeq names its product protein ABIL2-like. Lineage: Eukaryota; Viridiplantae; Streptophyta; Magnoliopsida; Zingiberales; Musaceae. The transcript has 10 exons. The coding region runs from base 364 to 1266 and encodes 300 amino acids. The record is from RefSeq and is a predicted model, not a curated record.
GUGACAACUAUUGCCUUCUGCUUCGGGCGGCUGACACAGCGUGGGUGGCGAUGGCGAGCCGACCAUGUUGGAAGCCGAGAUGAACGUAGAGGUAUCAUCUCCAUCGUCGCCUUCCGGAUCGGAGUUGGCCGUCUCAGCCAGAGAGCACAGCUGUACGGCCUUCGCUGCCCGCUGGGUUCUCUUUUGCCACCUUUGCUGCUUUAUGCUGGCAGCUUGGCAUGUUCCAGAACUGAGAAAGGUGUUCGGGUUUUACGGACAGAGAGAGUGUUGUCUUCCCUUUCUUAUCUUGGAGGUGUUAAAGGUGAUGCCGUGGCUGUGAUCGCAGCAAGGAUUUCGAUUAGCAGCUAUCUUUUUCUGUCAUCAAUGGAGAUCGUAGCUUUUCCAUCUACUUCUGAGAUGUUUAACCACCAAGAUGCGUCUAACUUUGACGAGCUCUCGAUGGAGCAAAGCCUGCUCUUCUCUGACACCCUCAAGGACUUGAAGAAAUUGAAGUUGCAAUUGUACUCAGCCGCAGAGUAUUUUGAGUUGUCAUACGCUACUGAUGACAACAAGCAGCUUGUGUUCAACACCUUGAAAGAGUAUGCUAUUAAGGCUCUGGUUAAUACUGUGGAUCAUCUUGGAUCAGUAUCAUUCAAGGUAAACAGCCUUCUUGAAGAGAAGGUUGAUGAGCUGUCUGGGGUGGAGUUCCGAGUUUCGAGUAUUGAACAGAGAAUUCGAACAUGCCAAGAACUUGUUGACCGCGAAGGUCUUCUCCAACAGUCUCUGGUGAUUAAAGCUCCCAGUUAUUCCAAGCAGUACACUUUCCCAGUAGGUAAAUCCAUGCCUGAUUCAGGAAGGCAUGCAGCACCAAAAUAUGAGAACCUGAAUGCGGACAAUGAUAAUAAUACUGAACCAUACAAAUCUCACUCUGCAGUCCAUUUGACAAAAAUGGUCAAGCCACCUUCUUUCAGGAAAAUGCUCGCCAUGUCACCUCUAUCUCCUAGGAAAAUGCAUCCUUCAUUGCCGUCACAACAACCUAAAAGGGCUUUCGGUGCAGAGAAAAAAAUUCCUUUUUCAUUGCCGAAUCCACUUGCGCAAUCAAGAUUAUUUAUAACAAGGUCAACUGAACUCAACUCAUUAUUGAGUAUUGCAGGGCAGUCUUCUUCACGAACUCAGAAAUUAGCAUCCGUGAGCUUGCAUGCUGAAUGGAAAAACCAAAAGGACAGCGAGCAGAACCAAAGCAAUGGCAAGAAAUUCCUCAAGUCUCUGCUUAGUAGGCGCAAAUGAAAAGAUGGUAUGCUCUAUAAUUAUGUGGAUGAAUCCCGAGAUAUUUAAUCUGUAAGAGAAACUCGGAGAGAGAAAAAAAACAGUCGGUCAUCCACAUAGAACUCAUCUAUUUUAAUAUGUUUUCAAUUUUAUCUCAAUUUCUACGGUGAGCAAACAGAAAGCUGCAUGGUACAAGGCAAUCGAUAGGAAGGCGUAGUAGUAGUCAUUAACUGUGCUCCUGUUGCCUCAAAUUUAUGUUCUUUGUAUGGUUUUGUUCUGUGUAUCUCCAAUUUUACCUAUGAAAUUAUAGAAAAUUUUGUUUAAUAAUGGAAAGGAGCUGUUAUUUUAUUGUAAAAUCACUGCAAUUACUACAACUAUUGGGUGCAUUGAUGACAAAUAAAUACUGGAUCCAUUUCUGCAAUGGUUUUCUUGGCUUUUCUAUUUUAUGCAAUUUAGACAAGGGAUUAGCAGUUUUGAUCAUUUUCAAGGUUCAAAAUUGGCCAAGAAAAAUCUUCUUAUAUGCUAACCAAGCUCUUAGUUGCUAAAAAAAUAGCAAAAUAUCUCUUGAUGAAUGAAAAUCGUAUGCUAAUUUUGUUUAUAUGCAAUUUAUCAAAGGUUAUUUUUCCUUUUUUGCGACACCAAGAGUCCAAAACUGAACAUCAAAUGGUUGCUAACUAUAAAUUGAACUAAAGCAAAUACCAGCACCCUGUCAAAUUCUAGUAAGAUGAAAUGUAGUACAUGUACCAUGUGAGACUAGGGUUUUGGAAGAACAAACAGACUAUUAUUAAUCAUUUUCUGGGGUUCUCUUUUUUGUUGUCAACUCUUGUGCAAUCUUUGCCACAGAAAUUGUUAGAUCUACAGCCAGGACAAUGUCAGCAUCCUUGAACCAUGCAAGAGUUCCAUAAUGGUGGUCAAAACUAUAAGAUCACCAACAAAGGUAGAUCAACAAAAGUACAAUUAUACAGAUAAUGAGAUAAAAUCUAUCAUGUGUUCUAAGAGGAGUCAACACAAAGGACCACAAGAUGCAGCUAGGAUAACACCAAGAAUUAUCCCAUGCCUUAAUAAGGAAAUAACUUUAUCUGCUGAAUAGUCUAUUCAAAGCCUAUGACACCCCUUUUAUAGUGUCAGGACCCUGUUAGAUUCCAUGCUAGGGUGGAUUUACCUAUGGCCAUCAGGAGGAAGACAAGAGUCCUGAUUAGACUUUGCACAUGUGGCAGGAGAAGUCAUGUUUGCUCUGCACUCUCCAUCUUGGCUUUUGUUAACUGGAAUUUGCCUUCAAUGAGGUCAUUAAGCCUGUGUGUUUUCAGUAACAACUAGAUGUCCCAACUAUUUAUGUUGGGUUGCUUGGAUCUUUCUUAUUGAGUAAUGUGUAGGAUUGUCUUUCUAGUUAGAUAGCAUUUAGAUAUCUUUUUACUGUAUUCAAUAAAGUCUUCUUAAUUCUUCUUCUAUUUCCCUUGGCAUCUAUCUUUAAUCCUCAUCAAUUCAGUUUAUCUAGUCACAUCAACUACAGAUGGAAAUACACAGUGAUGGCCAAAACUUAAUUGACAUUGUCAUUAUUCUUAAAUUUGCAAAGAAUGCAUUCUAAAAUGUAUGAUUUAUGAUAGUUGAUUCUUUUGAUGUGUUGGUUUGAUAUGAAUAAUAGCAAAUGGCACAAUUGCUAGCUUUGAACCUUUCUUUCCAUAUUAAAUAAUUCAAGCUUCCAAACUGUAACUAUUAAUUUCUUGAUUACUCUGAAAAACACAUUUUUAACCUCUCAGAAAGAUCUGCUUUCUUAGAAAUCUGGAUAUUAAUCUCAUUUCCUUUUAUAACACAAAACAUUCCUGUAUUGUUCAUAAUCACAGAGAGAUCUUGAAUACCAUGCAUUUACCUGCAUUUAAGUAAUUGGCCUUUUACACUUAUCUAGCAAAUGCUCUUGAAAACAUCUGCUGCUAUGGUGAAAAUGUAGAAUUUUGUUACCAAAGAAAUGAAAGAAACAAAAACUCUUCUGAAGGAUGAAGAUUAGCAAAGGUAAUUGUUGGAUGUGACUCUUGUUCUAAUUCUGGAUUAAAAAUAGAUACAUUUUAUGAUCUAAGACCAGCCUAAGUCAUAAGGGGGUUGACAAAUCAUUGUAGGAUGCUUUAACUCAUCUCUUCAGUGGAAAGAUGAGCAUGAGCUAUAGAGCAGGUAAUUACAGUUCAAUAAUUUUCUCAUUUUUAACUAUGACUAUUAAUUAGAUGCAUGGGAAACACCACAAGCUGUGGAUCUGUUGGUGAAAUUCUCCAGAUCGCCUUAACCCUAGAGAAGUUUCAGAUCUUGCUGUUUUAAGCUCCCAGUCUGCUUGCUCUCAUCAAUUAACAUUGUUUUCAGCUAGACCUUGUGCAAGAAAAGGAGAUUAACAGAAGUUACCAACCAAAAUUUAUAUUCUACAUGUCGGCAUAGUCGAUAGAAGGUAUUUUUUUGUCGAAUUCUUAGAUUUUCCUGCACUCUUUUUAUCUCACCAUUCUUUGGUGAUCAUGGUGGUAGCUGCAUCCCCACUUCUUUCUCAGAAGCUGCUCAGUGGAUAUGGGGUUGAACUACACACUGGUGCAUGUUUCAAUGGGUUGGCAGCCACUGCUUUGAUUCUUGUGGUGCAGGAAUUGGUCCCCAUAAAGAUGAUGGUUACAGAUAGCAACCCUCAAGAAGUAGAAGAAGAAGAAGAAGAAGAAGAAGAAGAAGAAGAAGAAGGCCACCUCUGUCAUGUUCAUGAUCAUGGAAGAGGCCACUAUUUAAUAGAUAAGAUGCUUCCAUGUAGAUGUUGACAGACCUACUACAAGUUCAUAGGUUUGGAUUUACUUGAAACAUUUUCAAAGCAACACCCAUGCUUUUCCUUUCAUUUCUGAGGUGUGAGAGUCAGAUAGAGAUCAAGAUGACCUCAAUUCAGUUCACCAAAAUGAUUAAAGAGAUGAGUAGAGACUCAAAGAUGAAAUGAUAACACACAUAUAAGAUCAUUGACUUGCUUCCUUACGGAUUAUUACAUGAAACAAGAGACUAGUAGUACAAAUUCACUCUCAUUUUACUGAUUCAAAGGCUACACUCUGAUUCAAACCAGUACAUGUAUUGUUCAGCGGCACAAGAAGAUCGAGUAGGGAGCUCCUGCCUCAACAAGAACCACAUGAACAUCGGCAUCUCAGUAUUGCCAUACAGUUGAAAAAUUUGACAACAUGUAGAACAUAAA